UCGACACUGCCGUAUUUUCUCUGUCUCUAAAGUAUGUUCAGAAAAGGGCGUUGCAAAAAUCGCAUGAAAAACCCCAAUGGCAAAUGUGGUCAGAUGUGUUCUUAGGAGAAGAAAGUUUCGAUCAGGUACCAUCUCUGGUCCAGUUAAUUAGAAAAAUUUCAAUAGAUUACCUAUCUGAAUGCACGCCCAUAGUUCUAUACGACAGAUUUGCCGAAACAGACGACAAUCUGUUCCUCGAAAAGUUAUUUCGUAACUUUCCGCUGACAUAUAUCCACGGCCAAAUUACAACCAACUAUUCAAUUAAAGUAAGCGAUAUACGAAGUAAUAUAAAAACUUGCGUCAGUUAUUUAUUAAUUAUGAAGGAUGUGAUGAGAUGUAGAGACGUUAUUGGCGAACAACAUAACAAUAAAGUUAUAGUGGUUGCAAGAUCGACUCAAUGGAGAGUGUUUGAGUUCUUAAGCAACGAAAGAUCUCAGAGUUUUACAAAUCUAAUGGUAAUUGCUAAGUCUGAACGAAUUGUUACAUCCACUGAAGAAAGUUCUUACAUUUUGUAUACCCACAAACUAUAUAUGGACGCUUUGGGUUCGAGCCAGCCUUGGGUUCUCACGUCCUGGAUAAGAGGCAAAUUAUCCAGGCCCGAAAUCAAUUUAUUUCCCACUAAAAUGAGUCAAGGAUUUAAUGGUCAUCGAUUUAUAAUAUCGAUCGCAAAUCAGCCUCCUUUCGUUAUACGAAAAGGUCGAGAUGUCAACGGUGAAUUCGAGUGGGAUGGAAUCGAAAUACGAUUAAUCGAACUUUUAUCUAGAAUCCAUAAUUUCACAACCGACUUCAGAUUUGCUAAAGAUGAAGAAACCCUAGGGUCGUCGAAUGCUGUGGCUAAACAAGUGUAUGAAGGUAGGGCAAAUUUGGGGGCGGCUGGUUUAUAUACGACUCAGGAAAAAAUAAAUGAAGUCGGUAUGUCCCAAUGGCACUCUCAAGAUUGUGCGGCGUUUAUCACUAUAACGUCUACUGCUUUGCCGAGGUACCGUGCAAUUCUGGGCCCAUUUCAUUGGACGGUAUGGAUGGCUUUAACGAUAGUAUAUUUAGUGGGCAUAUUUCCUUUGGCAUUCUCCGAAAAACACACCCUAACACAUCUUAUGAAAAACCCAGAAGAAAUAGAAAAUAUGUUCUGGUAUGUGUUUGGAACCUUUACCAAUUGUUUUACUUUUACGGGGAAAGCGUCGUGGAGCAAGGGUGAAAAAAUGACAACACGUUUGUUAAUUGGCUUUUACUGGAUUUUUACGAUUAUUAUAACUGCUUGUUAUACUGGAUCCAUAAUUGCUUUCGUCACAUUGCCAAUUUAUCCGAGUGUUAUCGAUACGGUGGAGCAGCUUUUAUCUGGAAGAUAUCAAAUAGGUACCUUGGAGAAAGGUGGCUGGCAAUAUUGGUUUACGAAUUCAUCUGAUGAAGCAACGAAAAAGUUAUUAAGAAAAUUAGAUUUAGUCCCAAGCGUAGAAUUGGGCUUAAAAAACACAACUAAAGCUUUCUUUUGGCCUUAUGCUUUUCUUGGUUCUAGAGCUCAAUUGGAUUUUAUUGUUAGAACAAAUUUCAGCACAACUGCGAAACGUGCUUUGUUACAUAUCAGCAAAGAGUGUCUCGUACAAUUCAAUGUCGCGUUAGUUUAUCCAAAAAACUCUAUCUACCAAGAAGUAUUAAACAAAGGUGUUUUAUUAAGUUUCCAAAGUGGCCUUCUGAAGAAACUUAAAAGUGACAUGGAGUGGAGUACUAUGAGGAGUGCAACUGGCAAAUUGUUAUCUGCAAACUCAAACACUAAUGGUUUGAAAGCGCUGGUCGUAGAAGAUAGGGCACUGACUUUAGACGAUACACAGGGAAUGUUUCUUUUAUUGGGUAUAGGUUUUGUGGCAGGAGGUAUUGCUUUAUUCUCGGAAUGGUUGGGCGGUUGUUUUCAUCUUUGUAAAAGAGUUGAAAGAAGAUUAAGCCAAGUAUCUAUUGAAAGCAACCCCAGAAUAUAUGAAAGUUUAACACCCAGACAAAAAAUCGAUUCAAUACAAUAUUAUGAGUCGAUAUUAUUAGAUCACAAAUUAGGAACUAAUAAUAUAGAAGCAGAAAACGAUCUUGAAGAUUACGGGAAUAAUGUAGCAGAUUUUAUAGUACAUAAUUCUAAACAAGAAUGUAGCAAUGAGGGAGGACAAGACAGAGAUACAAAUUUCGAAAAGGAAAUCAAUGAAAUAUUCGAAAAUUUGUUUGGUGAAGAGACAGUUAAUACUGAGGGAGAGGUUAAAGAAGAGACAUUAAUCGAUGGUCGUCGUAUUAUUUAGUAUAAAAGAAAAAGUUGUACACAUAGUUCGAAUUAAUUGUUAUAAUUUGGUAUAGCUCAAGCAGGGUAAUUUUACGAAAUAAAAAACAAAAUAUAAAAAAUUACUGUUUCUUCACUGGUCUAAAAGUUUCAUAAUUUGUUUGUAAACCUCGGUACGUAAAAGCGGUGGAUGCCUAAACGAGCAUUUUCUUGUUUAGUUGUGACUGAAGAUAAAAGUGGAGUCGACUGGUUAUAUAAAAUAUUUUUGUAUCGUUGACAAUAAUUUUUGUUUUUUCUUCAGACUUUUGGUAAGAACUUUACGAACGAACCAAACAGUUAAGAUUUAGAUGUCGAGGAUUAAUGUACCUUUGUCAUACAAAAAUCGCGAAAUUCAGAGUACUUUUGUUAUUAAAAAUAAUUUUAUAUUGUAACCUUUCUAUUAAUCAGACCCAUUUUCAAACUCUGAAUGAAUUACUCGAAUUGUUCUUAAUAAAACUAAUAUU
Molecule: messenger RNA, 2796 nt
Organism: Aethina tumida (small hive beetle)
Lineage: Eukaryota; Metazoa; Arthropoda; Insecta; Coleoptera; Nitidulidae
Gene: Ir21a
Product: ionotropic receptor 21a
Exons: 7
Coding region: 84-2315 (743 amino acids)
Cellular component (GO): membrane
Molecular function (GO): ligand-gated monoatomic ion channel activity
Source: RefSeq, a predicted model, not a curated record